Molecule: messenger RNA, 1283 nt
Organism: Prorocentrum cordatum
Lineage: Eukaryota; Dinophyceae; Prorocentrales; Prorocentraceae
Source: the annotation of a GenBank genome assembly
CCUCCAACAUCCAACAUCGUCCAGACAUGUUGGCUCAAGUUGGGGCUCCAGCGCCUUCGAGUCAAGCUUUUGUUGUGCUUGCGCUUUGAUCUAGCUGAUUACUCCGACUUGGCGCUUACCGUUGCACAAAUGGGCUCAUUCACGAGGCGUGGUUCAUCUCUGCCGCGCAGGCAGGAAGAUCACCCCAUUUUGCAGUCGAGCGGCGGCGAGUCGUGGAAGACCGUUGACGAAUUCGACCACCCGCGCGGGGGCGCUCUGUUUCUUGCGACUGCAGGCGCUCCUCUGCUCCAUCCCGCCGCGGGGGCGGCGCCAGCCUGUUCGCCGACCAGGCCGUCUGGCAUGCCGCAGCGCUCUGCCGCCGAGGCAGGGCUCGCCGCAGGCACCCCCGGGCGAGCCAGACCGCGCGGCGCGGGCGAGACAGCCGGCCAGCGGAGGGUUGGCAGGGGCCUCCAGUGGCACGCCCGCGGCCGCCAGGGCGCCGGCAAACAUGCGUGCCCGGCUCCUGGCGCAGGAGCAGCUGCUGGCCAACGUCCAGCAGCAGGCCCAAGAGGUCAGGCGGAGGAUUCGCGAGCACGAGGCCGACCUGGCGGAGAUGGAGCUUCGGCAGGGCGAGCUCGUUGACAGCAUGCAGGCAGCUACCGAGGAGGCGACGCCCGCCACCUCUGGCGCUCCAGCCAUCACCACGUUCAUGAUGAACAACAUUCCGAUGUCUGCAACGCAGAGUGAUCUGCUGGACCUGAUCGACAGGACUGGUUUCGCGGGCCGUUACGACUACGCCUACAUGCCGACAACUUUCGACACUGGGACCACUAAGGAGAUCGCAUUUGUAAAUUUUGCCACCGCAAGCGACGCCAGCAGGUUCUCCAUCUGGUGUAACGGAUCGCGGCUGACCGGAGUUGCCGGCGCUGGAACCAACGGGACAGUGAUCGAGGUCAGCGCGUCGGCGACGCAGGACUAUUCGGAGAACGCCAGGAUGUGGCAGGCGAGCCAGCUGCGCCGCAUUAACAACCCCAAGUUCCACCCCUUCAUCGCCCCGAGGCCAGCUGCCUGGUGAACGCGAGGUCGACAGUUUCAUUGGACGCGCGGGAUGUGGGGGUUGAGGGGGGGAGCGCGGAGGAGGCCAAGGAGGGCGAGGACGAGGACGCGGGUAGCGCGCAGCGCGCCCUGAAGCGAUCCAGUUGACGGCGCUGGGCGCGAGCAAGGCGGGCCAUGUGCCGAGAGGUUUUUUUUUAGUCGCGCGCGCGUGCGUGCGUUCUUGAAGAAAAGGGAUGCGGGUGAUGCCG